This is a messenger RNA of Rotaria sp. Silwood1, 2058 nucleotides long. NCBI's taxonomy places the organism in Eukaryota, Metazoa, Rotifera, Eurotatoria, Philodinida, Philodinidae. The record is from the annotation of a GenBank genome assembly.
AUGGAUCGUCAUUGGCCACCCAGUGAUAUUGGAGCUAAUUUCUAUUUCACACUUGGAGCAUACAGUAGUCCGAGCGCCGGUGUUCUAUCUCAACAGAUGUCAUGGCUUCGAUCGGCCAAUGCACAGGGAUGUCCAGAAGCUCGAGUAGCUGCAUCACUUGGUUCACAACCAUUCAAUAAAACUGGUAAAUCCACGAUCGAUGAUCGUGUUUACACCACAGUUUACGAAGGUUUUAAAAUUGGCAAACAUAUUGCAAGAAAACAUGGAGACAAUCGAUGUUUAGGUUUUCGAGUAGAUCGUAAAGGUGAAUAUAUAUGGUUGACAUAUGAAGAAGUCGAACGUGCCGCUACAAAUAUUGGUAGUGCACUUAUUCAAUUAGGUGAAAACCAUGGUCAAAAGACAUUUAUUGGUAUAUAUGCAGUUAAUUGUGUUGAAUGGCUCAUUAUAGCUUUAGCAUGUCAUUGUUAUAGUAUGAUUUAUGUGCCUCUUUAUGAUACACUCGGUGAACCUGCUCUUAUUCAUAUUAUAAAUCAGACUGGUUUAAGAACAAUUUUUGUUGACAAAGCUGAAAAUGUUCUGAAUUUACUUAAACUUGCCCGUCAAGUUCCAACAUUAGAACGAAUCAUAUUAGUGAAAAGAUUACCCGAGGAUAAACAACAUAAAGUGAUAAGAAAGGCAUCUAGAAGAGGAAUUCAAAUUUUCACAUAUCAACAAUUAUUAGCAAUCGGUCAAUCAAGACCAAUAGCUCAUUAUCCACCUAAACCUAAGUAUUUAUUUCAAAUUUGUUAUACAAGUGGUACAACAGGUUUACCGAAAGGUGCCAUGUGCAGACAUAAAAAUAUUAUUUCUGUGAUUCAAACAGCAACUGAAUUACUCAAACCUAUUUUGACUGAAUUGGAAACAUUAAUUUCAUACUUACCAUUGGCUCAUGCAUAUGAACAAGUGGUUGAACUUUAUUGUUUAUGUAAUGGUUUUAAAAUUGGUUAUUAUCUAGGUGAUAUAAGUCUACUCUCUGAUGAUAUGGCUCAUUUGAAACCAACGUUUAUGCCAAGUGUACCUCGAGUUUUGAAUCGAAUGCACGAUACUAUUCAAGCAACGAUUCGUCAAUUACAGGCAUCUCAACAGAGUUUACCUACUACGGCAUUAUCAGCUCAAGGAAAUGAUACUAAUCAAGAUUCUGUAGCACGUCAAAAUGCUUUGAAUGGUUUAAUUAUACAACAGGUUCAAAAAAGUCUCGGUGGACGUAUUAAAUUAAUAUUUAGUGGUGCUGCACCAUUAUCACCAACAGUGUUACAAUUUCUUAGACGUGUUUCUGGUGCUCAUGUUAUUGAAGGCUAUGGACAAACAGAAUGUUGUAGUUUAUCAACAUGUCAACUAUUUGGUGAUCCAUCUGUUGGACAUGUCGGAGUACCAGCACAUUGUAAUAUGAUUAAAUUAGUUGAUGUACCUGAUAUGCAAUAUUUUGCAAAAGAUAAUGUUGGAGAAAUAUGUAUUAAAGGUCCAAAUGUAUUUAAAGGUUAUUAUCGUGAUGAAGAAAAAACACGAGAAGUAAUCGAUAAUGAAGGAUGGUUACAUACGGGAGAUAUUGGUAAAUGGAUAGAAACUGGUCAACUUCAAAUUAUUGAUCGAAAGAAACAUAUGUUUAAAUUAUCACAAGGUGAAUAUGUUGCACCAGAACGUAUUGAAAAUAUUUAUAUUCAAAGUAGAUAUAUAGCUCAAGCAUUUGUUUAUGGUAAUAGUUAUAAGAGUCGUACAGUAGCUAUUAUUGUUCCAGAUCCAAAUGAACUCUUAAAAUAUGCAAGUGAACAUCACAUUUCAGGUAACAUGGAAGAAUUAUGUAAGAAGAAAGAAAUUAAAGAUUUAAUUCUCAAUGACAUACAACAUUUGGAAAAAUCAAAUUUAUUAAAAGGUUUUGAGAUGGUAAAAGAUAUUUAUCUUCAUCCUGAACAAUUUUCAGUUGAAAAUAAUCUUAUAACACCAACGAUGAAAUCAAAACGACCUGAAGUAGCAAAAUAUUUUGAAAAGCAAAUUGAUGAAAUGUACAAAUAUAUUGAAUAA